Protopolystoma xenopodis is the source of this 291-nucleotide messenger RNA. The record is from the annotation of a GenBank genome assembly. Lineage: Eukaryota; Metazoa; Platyhelminthes; Monogenea; Polystomatidea; Polystomatidae.
AUGUUUGAUCCGGUAGGAUGGCCAAUGGUGGUGGCAGCUGGCAAAGUUCUUGCGGGCUGUGAUUGCGGAAAAAAGAAUCCUACCGGUGGCACCUGUCCACGUGUUGAAGAGGGAGCUGUAACUAUAGCGGAGAAAGGCCCGGUACCUGGAAAGAGCGAGCUGCCGGUAUUCACAAGAUUAAUGGAAGUGGAAGGAGAGGAUGGCUUUACAGCAAGGCUUGCAACAGUUGAAUGGGAUGAAAGUGGCGAUGUUAUUGUCGUUGGUAAAAAAGAUGAACUGUUAGGGGAUUGA